Spodoptera exigua (beet armyworm) is the source of this 921-nucleotide messenger RNA. Lineage: Eukaryota; Metazoa; Arthropoda; Insecta; Lepidoptera; Noctuidae. The record is from the annotation of a GenBank genome assembly.
AUGGUUCCGAAAUGGUCAUUUGAUGGAAGUUCAACUGGACAGGCAAGAACGGAAGAUUCAGAUACCAUCUUACUGCCAGUCGCUUUAUAUAGAGAUCCAAUCAGAAAAAGUCCACACGUUAUUGUUUUGUGUGAAACGUAUUAUGGUGACGGCACGCCGACUCCUACAAACCACAGAGCUCAUUGUGCAAACAUUUUGAGCAAACUAUCUGAUCAAGAGCCAAUGUUUGGAAUAGAACAAGAAUAUACCAUGUUUGAUGUAGAUUUAUGGCCCUUGGGAUGGCCAAAAGUACGUGGAUUUCCUGUAAUAAAAUCUAAAUAUUCUUACUGCGGGAUGGGUGAACACGUUGCUGGAAGAGAACUUGCUGAAUGUCACGCUAGAGCAUGCAUCUAUGCAGGUAUGGAUUAUGGUGGGUCUAAUGCAGAAGUUAUGAAGGGGUCAUGGGAAUACCAAGUAGGAACAACAGUCGGGAUCAAAGCUGCGGAUGACUUAUGGCUAGGGCGAUACUUGUUGGGGCGAAUCGCUGAAAACUUUGGAAUAAUAAUAAGUUAUCAUCCUAAGCCUAUGGGUAAGAAUCAACCUGGAAUUGGUUGCCAUCAUAACUUUAGCACUAAAAAAAUGCGUGAUGAAGGAGGUAUUGUGGAAAUUGAAAGAGUUUGUAAAGAGUUAUGUGCUAAGCACAGUGAUUACAUGAAACAUUAUGGUCUCGGAGACGGUAAAGAAAAUCAGAAAAGAUUAAGUGGGAAAUUUGAAACUGCUUCAUUUGAUGCUUGCAAGUGGGCCAUUGCCGAUCGUACUGCUUCAAUCCGGUUGCAAAGAAGUGUGAAGACUAAAAAAAGGGGUUUUCUCGAAGAUCGCCGGCCCGCAGGAGACUGUGAUCCAUACAGAGUUUGCGCUCUUCUAGCAGAAACAUGUGUUUGA